This is a messenger RNA of Durusdinium trenchii, 1194 nucleotides long. Lineage: Eukaryota; Dinophyceae; Suessiales; Symbiodiniaceae. The record is from the annotation of a GenBank genome assembly.
AUGCCAGCGGCAUCGAAUGCCAGCUUUCCACUGGGGCACUUGAUGGUGACACACGGGAGAAGCAGUGCUGCAGAGCGCUUCGAACGGCUGGCAUCCAAGGCCUUCCUGACGCGGAAGAUCUCAGUGCUCCUGCCUGUGCAAGGCUUGCAGGGCCCGCAGCAGGCGCAGUUGCCCUCUCGUCUUCAGCUGCAGCGGCACAUGUUUCUUCUGGAGGAUGUGGCGCUGGAGUCUUUGGGUGAUCCAGCCUUCGUAAAAGAUGUCGAGAAGCUGGGCAUUGCAGGUCUCAGCCGGAGCCAGAGAGGCCUAGACUCAGGGAAUGUUUUGGCCUUGUUGCCCGUGGGUGGUGGUCGCCUGGUGUCAGCGCUGCAACUGCCGAGCUUCCAACGACUUGGGUUGGAGGAGCCGAUGCCAGGUACAAGUCAGCUUGAACAGAAGUAUUUGCCAAGUGGACAGCGGCAUGUGCAUGUGGAUUUGCCGAUCUCCAAGACAAGGGCCAAGCGGGCGGCCAAGCAGGGGGAAGUUGCAACCAGCCGUUGGCAAGCUUUGGUGCAGCCGUUGCAAGAGACGAUUUCAUUAGUUGCCUACUGCAACAAAGAGACAGGAGCUCCCUAUGAUUUCUUGCCUCUUCAGUCAUUUGGUGGAACAAUCUCUCAGAUGGAGGUGCCCAUUCGGUCUCGUGUAGUAAGCCUGGGAGAUCAGCCAGCCUCAAGGCCUAGUGCUUCUUGCUUGCGGCCUCCUAUCGAACAGCUGAUUUGUGAGCCCUCAAGUUGGCCUCAUGCCAAUGGACGUGGCGGAGGGAAACAUGAGGGGCUCUCCGAUGCUUUUGGUUCAGCCUGCGAAGACUUCUUGGACUGGCUCGGUGCACUUCAGCUCCAAUUGGAUCCCAACUUCGAUGGAGAGCUUUGGCAGGUGCUGUCAUCAAAACAGGAAGAGGCCCUUCUGUGGACUAUGGGGGAGGGCCUGAUGGGUCCUGCACAGAUCAUGCACGCCUUGAGGAUUUGCCAAGAUGAAUUGCAAUCCCAUGCGGCAUGGUUUGUUCUAUCAAUUUGGGGCACAGAAGAUGCGCCCAUCUCUUAUCACGGGGGAGCACACAGCUUUGACAUGACGGGGGCUCAUCAUGUACAUUUACUCAGUAUGCGAGACAAUGCUCUAUUGAUCGAGGAGGCAAAUGCCCUUCAUUCGACUGUCGCUUGA